CUAAUUUUCUAAAGAAUAAGGUAUAUAUUUUUUUCAUAAUAAUUAAUUCCGGCUUCCGGUAAAUUCACCAAACGAUAAUAAAGUUCAUUCUUGGCAGAUAUUUAAAUGACGAGAGCCUUUAUCAUAACUUCGUGAUCAGGCAAAUUACCACUAAACAAUGACAGCAAAGAAGCCCACAAAGCUUCACAUUGGAGAGUCAGAGCUUCUGUGCAAGAAUGGUUGUGGUUUCUAUGGUAACCAGCUGUGGCAGGGUUACUGUUCCAUCUGUUACCGGGAGGAGUGCCAGAAACAGAAGAAAGCCCAGCAAGAGCAGGACAGCAAGAGACAUAAGGGCCCUUCAGAAGACACUGAAAAGGCUAAACUUUUCUCCAAAUUUGCUGAAAAGAAGACACAACAAAUCAACAAAAGAGCCAGUACACUGAAGUCUGUAUUCAGGAAAACACCAACCAAAGAGUCUGUACCAGAAGCAAGGCCAAAGAAGGAUCGUCAUGUCAACAAGGAGACACAGCAGGUGAAGAAUGAGCUCAUGGACUUCCUCAAGAGACUCAAGCGUCCGGCCGCCCAGGAUUUUGUCAAGAUUGUGCAGGAGCUUGUGGACAGGCUCUAUCAGAAUGUGGACGCCCCUAUAGACGACCUCACUGACAUGGUUCAGGAAUUCUACAUACGACUGGGGCAAAAGAUGGACUCUCAUACACUUUAUAAGGAUGUGACCGCAGAGGAUAUUGAGACGCUCCUGGACUAUGCGGAGAAGUAUGUGACAGUUAAGAUGUACAUGCCUUUGUUCUGCCCACCAACAUGUGACGACGAACAGAAGGACCUGCUCAUGCAAAAGCAGAUCCGCAGUCUCCACUGGGUCACUGCUAACCUGCUCGACACCAUAAUAGAUGAACACAACACUGAGGUCCGCACCCUUGUUGACCAGGCUAUCACAGAAAUCAUAGAGGUUAACUCCCAGAAGGCACCACAGGACAAGCUAUCAUGUAUAGUGCGAUGCAGCAAGCACAUAUUCGAGAUCAUCAGACAAUCAAAGGAAGGUCCAGCUUGCGCGGACGACUUCCUGCCAGCCUUGAUCUACACCGUGCUAAAGGCCAAUCCUCCCCUCCUCCAGUCCAACAUCCAGUUCAUCACACGGUUUUCCUGUCCCAGCAGGCUCAUGAAGGGCGAGGCAGGAUACAUCUUUACUAAUCUGUGUUGCGCUGUGCAGUUUAUAGAGAACCUCACCCAUGAAAGCCUGGCCCUGACCCAGCAUGAGUAUGACCGCUACAUGUCGGGGGAGGCGGUCCCACCACAGUCCGGAAACGAGCACAUGUGCGAGGGUCUUCGCUUAAUGUACGACAACCUGAAGACUCUAGCUGAGCUACGCCAGCGCCAGGAAAAGGUGAUGGCCGAGGCCCUGCAGCUCCAGCAGGACAUGAAGGAGUUCAAGGAGAACUUCAAACAGGAGGUGCAGAAUGUGCUGGAUAGAACUCCACUCACCAUCAAACCCCGCAAGAUGAAGGUGGACCUGGACGCAGACUCAGAAAGUCUUGACUUUCUUCCCUCUCCUUUAAUUCCCCUUUCAGUUGACAAUGUGGCUAUGGAGAACAGGAAUGAAGUUGAAGCAGACUGUACAAUAGAAACAGUUAAUGACGUUCAAAUACCUGCAACUUGAGCCUCAUCUUGCCUGUAUAUAGAGUACCAUUAUGUGUAUUAGGAGAUGAGUUUGACAAGUAUUAGAUACAUUUAUUUGAUUCUUGAUAUAAUGUGCUAUUGAAAAUGAUGUUGGAAGAUGUUCUCUUUAUCAAUAUAGCUGUUUAGCUAUUGUCAUUGUGUAUUGAGAUGGUUAGGUUACAUACAACCAUAAAAUAGUCAGUUUAAUAAUACUCUUGUGAACUGAAAUGCCAGAAGGGAGAUUACAUGUUGUACAUGUAUGUAAUAGUAACAAUAACAUCAUUUACUUUUUGCAUUUAAAUUUUCUGUUUGAUUUGAAGCAUUGGCUGGCAAGAAUAAGAAGAAUCAUAAUACAGUACUUUGAUUCUAUAUUUGAAAGUUGUUUGACACAUUUUGCAAAAGUAACUUUUUUUCUGAGAGUCAUUAUCCUGGUAAAAAGUUUGUUUGCUAAUAUUACAUGUAAAACUUACUGUGACUAUUGAACUGGCUUGCACCAUCAUAGAAUGUGGUUUCGAUAGAUAUAUCCAUAAAUAUUUUAUUGGUUCAAUAAAAUCAGAAAUGAAACAUUCCAUUCAAAUAAAUGGCACUCAUGUUCAAUUUCUCACACAUUUAGUGCAAUACUUCCUCAUUUGUAUUAUCAAUCAUGCACACAGACUAAAAGACAUGGCUUGUAUUUACAAUGGUUAUUGACAUUGUGUAAUGUUGUUAUUAGGUACUGGGUGAGGUCAUAUCAGAUUGCCAGUCCAUCUAUGUAUUAUGUUAACUGUAGCUAUGUAAACAAAUCUGUAUCCUUGUUGGAUCGGAAUGCCCUUACUUUCAUUGGCCAGUGUCUUGAGAAUGUUCAUGAUUGACUUGAAUGACACUGCAUCUUACAUGUCCUGAUAUCUGUUUUAUUGUCAUUUUAUACUUGUUUUAUUGUAAAUUAACUGUUUUUUUUAUGAAUAAAAUGAUACAAUCCAA
This is a messenger RNA of Mya arenaria, 2610 nucleotides long. RefSeq names its product rab5 GDP/GTP exchange factor-like. The transcript is spliced from 7 exons. Gene Ontology annotation, cellular component: endocytic vesicle; cytosol. Gene Ontology annotation, molecular function: guanyl-nucleotide exchange factor activity; DNA binding; small GTPase binding. Gene Ontology annotation, biological process: vesicle-mediated transport. NCBI's taxonomy places the organism in Eukaryota, Metazoa, Mollusca, Bivalvia, Myida, Myidae. The coding region runs from base 158 to 1651 and encodes 497 amino acids. The record is from RefSeq and is a predicted model, not a curated record.